UGUACUUAUAUGUGUUCUGCGGUCGCAAUAAAAAGAAUUUUGGAAGCUUGCCCAAGAGUUAAUGCCGUUAAUAUGGAGGAUGUGCUUUAUACUGGUAUUGUUGCGCAAGAGGCUAAUGUUAGUCGUGUAGAUGAACCUUGGCACUUUUGGGGUGGGGGUGCUUUUGAUAAACAAACAUAUUGUGCGGAUGGCUUUCCCUAUACAUUUGCUGUAUAUGAUCAUAUUUACUCAAUCGAGCUUUUUGGUGAUUUAUAUGCUAAUCUUAAAGAUAUGAAGUGUAAAUGGAAUUUGUGA
Messenger RNA from Meloidogyne enterolobii, 294 nucleotides. NCBI's taxonomy places the organism in Eukaryota, Metazoa, Nematoda, Chromadorea, Rhabditida, Meloidogynidae. The record is from the annotation of a GenBank genome assembly.